GGAGGGCGGCGUCUGACGUCACGGCGUUGGAGCUGCCGCCGCCGUCGCCUUCCGUGGCCGCGCAACCGCCCCGGGGCCUGAGCGAGAUGGAGAGCGCCAGCCAGGAUAUCAACCUUAACUCUCCCAACAAAGGUCUGCUGUCAGAUACGAUGACGGAUGUGCCUGUGGACAACGCUGGCGGCGCCGCUGCUGCUGCAGCUCAGAGACCGGCUGCCUACAAUGGGCUCACUGAAGCUGAGGAAGAGGAGUUAAGAGCCGAGUUAGCCAAGGUGGAAGAAGAGAUUGGCACCCUACGCCAGGUGCUGGCCGCCAAAGAGAGACACUGCGGAGAGCUGAAGAGAAAACUGGGAUUGACCCCCUUGGAUGGGCUGAAGCAAAAUCUCUCAAAGAGCUGGCAGGAUGUCCAAGGCUCCAAUGCAUAUGUUUCGGCCAGCAGCACACUGGAGGACUGGAAUGAGAAAUUAACCCAAUCAGAAGCCUACAAGAAGACGCAGGAGACGCUGUCGCAGGCAGGCCAGAAGACCUCGGCUGCCCUUUCCAAUGUGGGUUCUGUGAUCAGCCGGAAACUGGGAGACAUGAGGAACUCCGCCACCUUCAAGUCUUUCGAAGACCGUGUUGGAACCAUCAAGUCCAAAGUGGUGGGCAGCAGAGAGAACAGCGCUGAUGAGCUGCACUCCCCGUCGGCAUCCGGUGACAAGCCCUCCCAGGACAACGCUCCUUUCUAAGGCCUACAGCAUAGCGGCGCCCAACUGCCAGAGCCCUGCCCCUUGCUCUUCUGAAACAUGCGAGACACACACAAAAACAAAACGCAAAAGUGGGCCUCUGGUCCUACUCCGAAGAGAGAGAUUCAUCCAUCUUAUGUAGACAUUUUUUGCUGCUGGAUUCUUCAGGUCCAAUAAAGUGACUACGCAGUUUUUGUACACUAUAUAUUUUACACUAAAGGUUUCUUGGUAGAACGCACUGCAAGGUGCUCUCUUUAAAAAGGGCAGCACGGCCACGUGGGGGUUCUACAGUUUUUGGCAUCAGAGGCCUGCAUCAUUUCCCACUCCCCUCCCUGCACCCUCUACGGGCAGGCAAAAUUUUAUUUCUUCAAGCAGUGUGGGGAAAGGUAGCUGUGGAAUGGAGUAGCUGAACAAGAGGCUCAGGGGCUCGGCUCUUGGGCUCCGUCCCCAGUUAUAUAGUGACAGGCUUUCAGCUGUUGCGGCUUCUCCUCUUGAUAUGCAGUUGAGGGGCAUCCAGGAAAGCUCUGGAGAUUUCCAAUCCCCAUUUUAAGAUAGAUGCAUAUAACUGGGAUGGGGGUGGGUAGGUAGAUACGCUUUUUUUUCCCCCUGCGGGGCUUCCGAAAAGGAAUCCUCAAUUUAGCAACUGCCUAGCUUCCUACAUUGACUCUUCUAGCUUUAAUGAAUCUCAGAAUCUUUAUUUUUUUGGAAUGCAGUGGACUUCCCAAUGCACCAGCUUUAGCAUCGUUAUUUGUGGGGGGGGGGGGGGCAAACCUACCUUUGGAUGCUGAAGCUGAAACGCAAGCCUUACAUCACCACCUGCUUUACUUGUUUAUAAUCUUUUUUAUAUCUCAGAAGUGUGAAGAAUUUUGUGGGGGUGGGGGUGGGGGUUUGAAGCACCGGAGUUCUGCAUCCUACUGUGGUAACCGCAUGCAGAUGUGCUGGGUCUUGUGUUCAUUUCAGUUGUGCGCACACCUGCUCUGUCCGUGUCUCUCCCUCUCUCUCCUGAGCGUGUGGAACUUGCUUCUCGCCCGUCAGCUUAGGCCUCUUGUCCCUUUCGACGCUGAUGAAGACAACUGCCAGUUUAAUCUGAUUAGUGCCAGAAAUGCCUAGCUAGGCACAUUCGUUUGGGAAGAUCCGUUGUCUCCUUUCCUAUUGGAACCAUUUUUCUGCCAGGAGCCAAAUAAAAUUUGUGCAUUUUAACUUGGCUACCUUUCAUGCUUUGGGUUUGCAGUGGACCUGGUUACAGGUGUUCCCCAGCAUCCUUGCUUCCCAUCAGUCCCAGCUUUGCUUAGGAGCUAUGGUUUCAGAAAGGCCGUGCCCAUUUCAUUAUCUGGACCUCCUUAGUACUAAGGCAGAAAUGCCCCUUCGUAAUCUCUUCCCAACUUUUUCUGUGCCUUAGAGGCUCAGUGGGACGACUGCAUACCGAACGCAUACAUAUCAAAUGAAGCCGUUUCAAGGCCAUCGGCACCCCAGAAGACUUUCAUGCCCCCCAAGUCUUUGGAGAAGCAAGUUCUCACACUUAGUUGCUGACUGUGAGAUUUGCUCCACAUCCUAUCCAGUGCUGGUGGGUGGAAACUACAUUGGGGAAAAUCCACAGCGGGUGAGAGUGUCAUUUGCCAGGGUUUGUUUAGAGGUAAGGUAGUCAGCCGUGUUGGAAAGGGAGGAGACAAUGUCAGCGACGCAGGAGACUGCUGGAAGAGAGACUUAACUGUUUCUCCUGUACUGGUGACUGUUGGGGAAAACUUUUGUCAAUAAAACAUUCCUUUUGGAAAAGCAGAA
Eublepharis macularius is the source of this 2501-nucleotide messenger RNA. It is a transcript of the gene TPD52L2, whose product is annotated as TPD52 like 2. Bases 87 to 725 code for a protein of 212 amino acids. Gene Ontology annotation, cellular component: cytoplasm. The transcript is spliced from 7 exons. The record is from RefSeq and is a predicted model, not a curated record. NCBI's taxonomy places the organism in Eukaryota, Metazoa, Chordata, Lepidosauria, Squamata, Eublepharidae.